CUAAGGCUUAUAUUUGGAAGGCGGGAUUAUCGGGGGCUCUUCCGGGAGCUGGUGUUUCACUUUAUACAUCCAUGAUUGUCAAACAUGGCAUCUCUUGAUCGAGUCAAAGUAUUAGUGUUGGGUGACUCGGGUUGUGGGAAAUCUUCACUGGUUCAUCUCCUAUGUCAGAACCAGGUUUUAGGAAACCCGUCCUGGACUGUAGGCUGCUCCCUGGACGUUCGGAUUCAUGACUACAAAGAGGGGACCCCAGAAGAGAAAACCUACUACAUUGAGCUUUGGGAUGUGGGAGGCUCGGUGGGCUGUGUUAGCAGUAUCAAGAGCACCCGAGCAGUCUUCUACAAUUCAGUUAAUGUAUGUUUUCCCUCAGGUAUUAUUUUAGUACACGACUUGACCAACAAGAAAUCCUCCCAGAACCUCUACCGAUGGUCACUGGAGGCCCUUAACAAGGACUCCUCACCUACAGGGGUCAUCGUCUCUAACGGCAGUGAUUAUGACCGCGAGCAGUUUGCUGAGAACCCAGUGCCUCUGCUGCUGAUCGGCACCAAGUUUGACCAGAUCCCGGAGAACAAGCGCAGCGACGUCUUGAACCGGACCGCCUUCUUGUCUGAGGACUUCAACGCAGAAGAGAUCAACCUGGACUGCACCAACCCGCGGUACCUUGCUGCUGGCACGUCCAACGCUGUCAAGCUAAGCCGGUUCUUCGACAAGGUGGUUGAGAAGAGAUACUUUACAAGAGACCCGAGUCAGAUGGCAGGUUUUACAGACCGGAAACGUUUUAACUUUAAAAGCCUGCACUAUGACUGACAUGGCACUUCUACAGCCUCCCGGCAGACUGUUCAGGGGGUUUUCGUCUAGCGGUGAAAGUUGAAAGGUUUAGCUUGGUCCACCAGAACACAUGAAUGUGCAACCACAAACUGGUGUCCAAACUCCAUUGCUUGUAAAUAUAUAACUGAAACUAUCACAAUGGUGUAUAGAGUUCAUAGUUGGUAAAAUGAAUAGCAAGUUAAUGACUGAUGUUUUCAAUAAAGAUUGUCUAAUUUGAUUGUGUUUAUAUCACCAAUGUAUGAUGACUCAAAGGUGUUUCCACACAGGGGUCACCAACACAAGGCCUCAGAGACCUCAUGAAGUAGCCAGGUCAUAGUAGUCACAGUAUAUUGUUACCAAUGUAGACCAAUCAGCAGUGGUCGUUUUAGGCUGUCCAGUUAUACUGUACUGCUAUUUCUAACCUAGGGUGCCUAGUGUAAAGGAGCAGUUACUCAUGAAAACGUGGACACUUGGGGUCGUCAAAUCCACAGUAAAAGGGGUAAAAUGAAAAGCAAGUCAAUGAACAAUUGAAUUUACACGCUAGCAAUAAUUAAAAAGAAAUGCAGGGAUACUGUUCAAAAGGUUAAGGUGGAUGACCUAGUCCCUUUUUUCAUCACCCUCUUAAUCCACUGCAUAAAGGAUGGGAUCUUCAUGAAGACUUGUGGAUACACAUGGGCUGUGUCACAUUUAACCUCGAAAUGAAGUGAUACUUUUUGCAUUAAAGAUUAAUGUUACACCAUGA
Gadus morhua (Atlantic cod) is the source of this 1546-nucleotide messenger RNA. It is a transcript of the gene rabl3, whose product is annotated as RAB, member of RAS oncogene family-like 3. The transcript is spliced from 8 exons. Lineage: Eukaryota; Metazoa; Chordata; Actinopteri; Gadiformes; Gadidae. Bases 85 to 804 code for a protein of 239 amino acids. The record is from RefSeq and is a predicted model, not a curated record.